Messenger RNA from Diaporthe amygdali, 1986 nucleotides. RefSeq names its product RWD domain-containing protein. The coding region runs from base 1 to 1986 and encodes 661 amino acids. The transcript has 3 exons. NCBI's taxonomy places the organism in Eukaryota, Fungi, Ascomycota, Sordariomycetes, Diaporthales, Diaporthaceae. The record is from RefSeq and is a predicted model, not a curated record. Gene Ontology annotation, cellular component: ubiquitin ligase complex; cytoplasm. Gene Ontology annotation, biological process: ubiquitin-dependent protein catabolic process; protein polyubiquitination; positive regulation of proteasomal ubiquitin-dependent protein catabolic process. Gene Ontology annotation, molecular function: ubiquitin conjugating enzyme binding; zinc ion binding; ubiquitin protein ligase activity.
AUGGAUAACGAGGACCAGAGGGACGUCGAGCUGUCCUCUCUGUCGGCCAUCUUCCCCGAGAUCCAGAGAGUCCACGAUGACGACCCGUACACAUUUGUGCUGGAUGUUCCCGUCAACCCAACAAAGGCUGUCACGGUCUUUUUUCCCGCAGCCACAGAAGCCCAAGGCUUGAACCCAGAAGCAGCCCAGGAAGCCGGCGCUGCCGUUGUGGGGGCCAAUCCAACCGGACUUGAUUCUCACGAGCUUUCCCACCUGCCUGCUGUCCGCGUACAAAUCUCGCUGCCUCCGGCAUACCCGACGGAGGAACCACCAGCAGCUAGCGUAUCAACGAAGCCAUCAUGGCUUCCCUCAGCCACGGCCAAGAAGCUGGAAGACGACUGCGCGCGGUUGUGGGAGGAGCUCGGUCGCGAUUUGGUUGUCUUCACCUACCUCGACCACGUUCAGCAGUCAGCAGACGAUGUUUUUGGGCUUGUGAGUGACGGUGCUUUGCAAAUCAGUCCUGAGCACAAGAUUGCUGUGCUUGACUACGACAUUGAAGCCAAGCGGGUCGCUUUUGACAAUGGGACAUUCGAUUGUGGUGUCUGCCUUGAUCCGAAGAAGGGGGCUAAGUGCCAUCGCAUGAUAGACUGUGGUCAUGUCUUUUGUACCGAGUGUCUACAAAACUUCUACAAUAAUGCCAUCCAAGAAGGCGAUCUUGCCGCAGUCCGAUGUCUCGAACCUAGUUGCGCAAAGGAGAGGGCUGCUGCCCAGGCUUCCAGCACUGAGAAGCGAAGCAAACCGAGGACAUUCAUCAGUCCCAGCGAGCUUCUCCAGAUCCCUUUAGAGCCUGACAUGGUGAAACGCUACGUGACUCUCAAGUACAAGACUGAGCUCGAAUCAGACAAGCAUACGGUCUACUGCCCAAGACCCUGGUGCCAGGGCGCGGCUCGAUCCAAGAAGCGCAAGAAGCCAGAAGGUUUCGAGCUGCACGAGGCCGAGGAUGAUUCCGACAGCGAAGCCGAGGAGGCGCGAAAGACAGAAGCUGAGGAAACAGCCAAGUCCAAGCCCAGGCCGUACGUUGACAGGCUUGCUGUGUGCGAGGACUGCGGCUUUGCCUUCUGUAGCAGGUGUUACCAAGGCUGGCACGGCGAUCUCGUCAUAUGCGCGCCGCGCCGCGACGAUGGAGAGCUCAGCGCGGAAGAGAAAGCCUCGCUGGACUUCAUCAGCUUGCACACGACACCAUGUCCUACUUGUGCGUGUCCUGCGCAGAAGACGCAUGGUUGCAAUCAUAUGAUCUGCUACAGGUGCCAAACACACUUUUGCUACCUAUGCUCGGCAUGGCUGGAUCCCUUGAAUCCAUACCAGCACUUCAACCAGCAGCCCAACGGCCGUGUGACUAGCUGCUACAUGCGCUUGUGGGAGCUGGAGGAGGGCGACGAGGAUGGCCAGAACUUCUUCGCUGGAGGCCGUGGCGGAGCGGAGCGGGCUCCUAGGAACGAGCAAGAGAUUGCGGAGAUCGCUCUUGAGGAGGCAAUCGUCGGGGACGAAGGAGCCCAUAACCAGCAGCAGCCUGAGCCACGACCGGUGCUCAACGAGAACGGCCGGCGAGUGGAUGUCGAGCGGGAGGGGCCGCUGGUCCUUCGCAUCGAUGCCGGGGCGGCGGCUGCUCCUGGCGCCCGCGGAGGACGCCAGCCAGCUCCGGCGGCGCAACCGCGCGGCGGCGCUCAGAUUCGGGGCAGGGGCAAUCCUAUGGGAGGAGGACGACAGCAAGCAGCUCAGCAAGGACGAGGGGGGCGAGGGAGGGGCUUUGGUCACCGUCCGAACCAGAACCAGGUACCAAACCGCGGCGGAGGGCACUUCAUGCGACGGGACCGUCACCUCGACGCGCAGCAGCAGCGCGACGAGGCCGGCCACGAGGAGAUCCAGGCCGGAGAUGCGGCCUGGAUCAGACACUUUGUGCAGCUCGCGCUCAACGACAACGAGGACCUGAUUGACCAGGACGACUAG